Messenger RNA from Oldenlandia corymbosa var. corymbosa, 807 nucleotides. NCBI's taxonomy places the organism in Eukaryota, Viridiplantae, Streptophyta, Magnoliopsida, Gentianales, Rubiaceae. The record is from the annotation of a GenBank genome assembly.
AUGAAUGCGACCUACCAUUGGAUGAAUGCUUACUGGCUUGUGUCAUGGAGAUGGAAACUUGAUCUUAUUGGCCAAACCGGACCUCCUCGGGUAGACUUCUUAGAGAGAACCUUGUUCAAUUUCAUUUCCAUCCACCCAUCAGCUCCAUCCAAACCUCUCGACGUUCUCGACUAUCUCCGUUCCAGUAUCCUCGGACCACCUACUUCUCAGCCACCCAUUCAAUUUUGGGAGACCAAGACCCCCAACAUUGAUAAACCCGAGCCAUUCUUGUCUGCUGAUGUCUUGCACCAUCUUGGUUUCGACUUCAAGUCUUUGCCUACACGGGUUGGAUGCAGAGGCAUUCAAUGUGAGUAUAUCUGGGGUGGAAAGGUUGCUGUUCAUCUUCCUUUCUUGGAGAUCGUUAGUCUUGCAAGCUUAAAUGUGUUAAUUAAGUCUCUUGCAGACUACGAGAGGGUUCCAGGUUCUGUCCACCAGCCUGAAUGUACCUUCUAUUUCAGGGUCAUGAGCCAACUCGUGCACUCAUCAGACGAUGUCAAGAUUCUUAAAUCUUAUCGAAUUCUUGGAGGUGUGGAUCUUGACUCUUUACCAGAUAUCUUACAACCAUGCUAUUCCUAUGCCCCUGAGUAUGAUGAUGCACUGUGUGUCAUGCGCGAAAUAGACAACUUCAAACCACUUUUAAGCUCUUUCCACAAAGCCAAGAGAUCGAAGGAUUGUACCCCGUCCCUUAGUGCUUCAAUUCUUGGCGUUUUGGGCGGAUUCACGUCCUUGGGAUUGGCUUCUACUGUUUAUGGAAAGUUAUACUCUUGA